Molecule: messenger RNA, 1076 nt
Organism: Salvelinus namaycush (lake trout)
Lineage: Eukaryota; Metazoa; Chordata; Actinopteri; Salmoniformes; Salmonidae
Product: dynein regulatory complex protein 9-like
Exons: 3
Coding region: 135-500 (121 amino acids)
Biological process (GO): cilium organization; sperm axoneme assembly
Cellular component (GO): sperm flagellum; cytoplasm
Source: RefSeq, a predicted model, not a curated record
GGUCUCUCUCUCAGGUAGUUAUUCAUCAACAGAGGCCAAAAAACAUUUGUGAAAAACUGAACAGAGACACGACAACACAGACUGAAAAUCUGCCAAAGAGCUGGACUCGUGUUUGUUGAUCACAGACCAUCAGCAUGCCGGUUCCUUUGUCUGGGGUAGAGCUGCUCAGAGUGUGUACAGUGCUCCAGGACUGUGCUGCAGAGCUGUCAGUGCUGGGUCACAUCAUGCCCGGCACCUACAGGGGUCGUCCAGAAGCUGAUAAGUUUGUGUCAGCCGACAUUGGACAGGUCCUUGAACAGCAGAAAGCGGCAGAGCAGAACCUGAAAGCAGCCCGUCAGUUUGAGAGAGAGUCUGGGAGACUGUCAGAUGCCACCUGUGAGCUGCACAGAUCCCAGAAGGAACUGAACCGCACACUAGAGAAGAACCCACUGUCCCCUGACAACCUGGCCAAGGUGCAGAGAGACAGGUGGGUUCCAGAUAGCUCUUGUUCGGGGCUUUAGUGCACGUUCCGACUUGGACCAGAGCUAGGUUCCAGACAAUUUAAUAAAAUAGAAGCCCACAACUCUGUGCUUCAAACAGAGAUGUAUUAUGAUUUAUUAUGCACACGAGACAACUUUUCAACUACUUAGCCAAGUUCGCACCCAGCCUCUCCAAUGCUAAUGCACCCCUGCAUCAACUGCUAAAGCAGUCCAGUGAGUUUCUCUGGGACAAGCAACACAACAUUGCUUUCCAAAUGUGAAAGACUUGAUCCCGAGAGAACCAGGACCAAUCCUUGCCUACUACGACCCCGACAAAGAGCUCAGACUCAAAGUAGACGCGUCGAAGUAUGGACUAGGUUCAGUGCUACUGCAAGAAGGAAAGCCCAUCGGCUACGCUUCCAAAUCUCUCACAGACUGUGAAAUCAAAUUGAAAAGGAGCUCUACGCCAUUCUGUUCGGAUGUAAACGUUUCCAUCAGUACGUAUAUGGACGACAAGUCAUUGUGGAAUCCGACCACAAGCCCCUUGAGUCAAUCAUGAGGAAACCACUAGCCGCAGCCCCGCCAAGGCUACAGAGAAUGAUUCUUCAACUACAAAAA